This is a messenger RNA of Exophiala spinifera, 807 nucleotides long. RefSeq lists its product as uncharacterized. Bases 1 to 807 code for a protein of 268 amino acids. NCBI's taxonomy places the organism in Eukaryota, Fungi, Ascomycota, Eurotiomycetes, Chaetothyriales, Herpotrichiellaceae. The record is from RefSeq and is a predicted model, not a curated record. The transcript has 4 exons.
AUGGAAGCCCAACUUGCUGAUCUGCAGGCCGAAGUCAAGCGACUUCACGAUAAACUGCAGAAGGUAGAAGAUGAGGCGGAAAUCCGCAAGACGCAUUUCAAGUACGGUUACUACCUCGACAAAUGUCUCUACAACGAGGUUGUCGACAUGUUCUCCGACCACCCAGACGCAUACGUCGAGUUCCUCGGCUCUCGCUACAGGGGCAAGGAUGGCAUCCGGCGCCUGUACCAGGGCCGCUUCCAAAAGUACUUUGUCGCCGGCCGCAACGGUCCCGUGUAUGGUUUCUUGUUGGACCACCCUAUGCUCCAGGAUAUAAUCGACCGCGACACGGAGACACACGCCUGGGGUCGUCUUCGCGCCCUGAUGUCCGCCGGAACCCACCAAAGUAUCCAGGAAGAGCACCCUCGUGGCCACGCCCAGUGGUGGGAAGGCGGCCUGUAUGAAAACGAAUACAUCAAGGAAAACGGAGUCUGGAAAUUGUUCAGGUACCGAUACUUUCCGUUCUGGCACGCUGAUUUCGAGCGAGGCUGGGCACACACCAAGAAGAACUACAUCCCGUGGCCUACCAAGACGUACCCUGAAGACCCGAUCGGGCCGGACGAAAUCAUCGAGCAGAGGAUGCUGUGGCCCGACACCCGCGUCAUCCCGUUCCACUACCCUCACCCUGUGACUGGGAGACAAGUCAGCGACGACGACCUGAGAGCACCGCACUACGGCCAGGACGUGAGCACAUCGGAGCCUCCACUGACGCUAGCCCUGCCCAAAGAUCAGCAGGAGAAGUUGGCCAACGAAAAGACAGGUGUUUGA